Molecule: messenger RNA, 4929 nt
Organism: Labrus mixtus (cuckoo wrasse)
Lineage: Eukaryota; Metazoa; Chordata; Actinopteri; Labriformes; Labridae
Gene: pxk
Product: PX domain containing serine/threonine kinase
Exons: 18
Coding region: 87-1805 (572 amino acids)
Biological process (GO): endosome to lysosome transport; protein targeting to lysosome; early endosome to late endosome transport
Cellular component (GO): extrinsic component of endosome membrane; early endosome; late endosome
Molecular function (GO): phosphatidylinositol binding; protein kinase activity; actin binding
Source: RefSeq, a predicted model, not a curated record
GGCUUGUUGUCCUCGCUCCUCCGCUGGUUUUUCAGUGAGUGACAGACGGACCUUCUAAGCAGACGUUCACCGGUAACCCCUCCGGGAUGUCGUUCCUGGAGAAGCCGUCCCCCGGCAGGCAGCUGCUGGACGACACCGUCCCCCUGACGGCGGUGAUCGAAACCAGCCAGAACCUGCAAUCCCACACGGAGUACAUCAUCAAAGUCCAGAGGGGCGUGUCUUCAGAGAACAGUUGGCAGGUGAUCCGACGUUACAGCGACUUCGAUGUUCUCAACAGCAGCCUGAUGGUGUGCGGCAUCAGUCUCCCUCUUCCUCCCAAGAAGCUGAUUGGAAACAUGGACAGAGAGUUCAUAGCAGAGAGGCAGAGAGGACUGCAGGCAUAUCUGGACUCCAUUACCCAGCAUCCCCUGCUUUGCAGCUCCUUGUUUGUCAAGAAGUUCCUCGACCCAAACAACUACUCUGCCAACUACACAGAGAUCGCCCUGCAGCAGGUCUCCAUGUACUUCAGGUCGGACCCAAAGUGGGAGGUCCUGGAGCCUCUCAGGGACAUUGGCUGGAGGAUCAGGAAGAAAUAUUUUGUAAUCAAGAACAAAGAGCAGCCAAAGGAGAGGUAUCUGCUGAGCUGGGUGGACCUGGGGCCUGAUAAGUUCUUGUCCGACAAAGAUCUUCAGUCAGCCAUGAAGCUGCUAACCAGCUUCUCUACUCCCUAUCUGUGUCCGCUGUUGUUCUCCAGCACCAGUGAGUCUUCAGCUCUGCUCAUCCGGCCGUUCAGUGAGAGAGGCUCUCUCAGAGAUCACAUAUGCAAGGUGAAGCCCAGGGAGAGUCACCUGAAGAAGUACUGUAACCCUAAGAAGAGUCAGGGCCUCGAGCUGCAGCACAUCAAGCUGUACGGACGUCAGAUCCUGGAGGGCCUGAAGCUCCUCCACGACGGAGGAAUGUUUUUCGGUCACCUUCAAGCGUCCAACGUUAUGCUGGAUGACGGCGUGUGUCGACUCACAGACGUAGAGAACGGCAUGCUGGGAGUUCCCUCAGCGCUGCGGCCAGCCUUCACCCAGCUCAGGAAGAUAAAUAGCACAGAGAGCAUCGAUGUCUUCUGUUUCGGACAUUUACUCUACGAGAUGACGUAUGGCCGACCGCCGGACAGCAUCCCCGUCGAUCAGUUCCCCGCCGUCCCCUUCACCACUGUCGUGUCGGUGCUGCAGUCCAUCCUGUCCACAGAGUCCUGUAAGAGCGGGAUGCCGACCGUGUCAGAGCUCAUGAAGACACCGUUGUUCAGUGAUGUUCAGCUGCAACACUCGGAAAAAUCUCAGGUCAAGAUUCCCAGCAGACUAAAAGAGGCGCUGAAGACGGCAAAGGAGAGUCUGGAGAAGCGGCUGCACGAGGAGCAGAGAGUGCUCCACCAGCACAGGAGGCUGACCAGAGCUCAGUCUCACCACGGCUCAGAGGAGGAGAAGAAGAGGAGGAAGAUUCUGGCGAGGAAGAAGUCCAGACAGUCGGCGUAUGAAAACGAAGAAGACAUGUCCGUCAGGAACAACAAUAACUCCGGUUCCGGAGCCAGCUCCCCUCCUACAUGUCCCUCCUCCCCCACGCCACCAUCCACCACGGGAGGCCAGACUGCUCCUCCCCCUCCUCCUCCUCCUCCUCCCCCUCCUCCUCCCAUGCUGGACUCCUCCUCCUGUCCUCCUCUGCCCUCCACUGACGGAACGGGAGGAGGUCGCAGCGCUCUGCUGAGCUCCAUCCAGGGUUUCAGUAAGGGCAAACUGAAGAAGUCAGAUACCGUCGACCGCAGCAAACCCAUCAUCUGACCCCCGUUCACCGCCUGACGCCCCCCCCCCCCCCCCCCCCCCCCCCCACUUCAAACCAUCACUACGGCAACACGAUUGACCUAUGCACUGGUUCUGCACUGUGGUCUGAACAGGUUCAAGCUGUUGCUUCCUGAGAUGUGAAAGGAAUCACUAACCAAGAGAAAAUCCAAGUAUGGUUUUGGUUUUUAGCACUAGCUCUGCUUUUUCCUGCUGUUAUAUUUACAAAAAUCUGUUGCUGUGGUUAGAGAUGGCGCAGGAUGGAUGAUGAAACUGUUCUUGCCUCAGUCUGCCCUUUCAAACACUUUGAGACAAUCCUCUGCUUCUGAACGUUUGUUUGUCACAAGGAGACGUCCCACCAAACUCCAGCCUGAGAAACAUUCAACCAACCUGCUUCUUUUCUGCGCUUUUUUUGCUUGUAAAAGAUGAGUAUGGACGUUUGGGAGCCACUGUGGACACUUGAUCUCGCUGGAUGAUGAGGUUUAACUUCCUGGAUCUAAAACUCUUUGGGUCGGUGCUGUGACACUGUCACGGCGCUGUACCCGUCCCGAUCCUGGAGCGGCAGAGGAACUGGACCAAACUCCGGGCUUCAUCCUUCAAAAAUCAUCUCAGUCCUUCUGACGUGUAGCCUCCAGACUCUGCUGAGACCGUUUCACUGCAGGACGUCAGUGACCGAGAACGUCUCCAUGACAACCAGAGCUACGCUGCAACAAUCAGCACCUUCAAGUUGUUUCUGUCUAUAAUUCCGUUACUUAAAAUAUAACUUUCUUGAAUCAAGUGCAGAAUUUUAUAAAAAAAAAUAAACAGAAGAGUCUGCACGUUGAAUCAAGAAAAAACAAACAGAACUAUUUUAUCUUUAAAUAAAUGAAUAAAUUUAAGUAUAUUUAUUGGAAAUGAGUAAAGAAUCUAUUUUCGCUUGUUUGAUGAAUUGAAGACUUAAAGUACAGACUAACUGAUCCUGAAAGAAGGAGGUCGGUGACAGCGAGUCAGAAACAUGUACCGUAGUCGAGCUGGGAUCACGCCUGCUGCUGAUUGGUCGUUUGAGAUUCAUUUGAUUUACUGAACUCUAUUUGGGAAAGUAAGGUGUGUCACAUGCAGAAGCUAAAGCUGUCAAGUUCUGUUCUCCUGUAAUCAUCCGGCUUUCUGAUUGGUCACUUCUUGUCAGUCAGGAAACAGAUGUUUGAGACGAGGGAAGAGUGUAUCUCGAUGCUCCCGCCCCUUAAUAUUUACAUCACGUUGGUGGAUGGAUGUGCGUUUAAUCCACGACUACUUUUGCCAUCUUUUAUAAAACAAGUUUACGUCUGUGCUCGAGGAAAUGAAUGGGAUGUCAGCUAUCACACUAUAUCUACUCUCAGUCCCAGUCUGACCUGAGAGUAGGUUACAAAACAGCUGGAAUAAGAGAUGCACAUAUUUUUUUAUCUGCAGUCAAAUAUUGCCAACAUAGAGGAACUCCUGCUUCUUGUUAAUGAGAGAGAAAUGAUUCACCAUGUGUUCAAUGUAGAGGAACAUAGUGGGUAAACCUUGCAGACACAAGUUUAGGACAUGCCACUACGCUGCUCUUUUUUUAGCAUAAUUUCAAACUCGCACUUUUUCAGUUUGACGCGACGUGAGGCAGAGAUUCUGUUCAGACGUCUUUACUGUCACAGAUCAGAUCAUCAUGAAUCUGCAGUGACGACAUGUCCAGUCCAGCUGCAGCGGGAGAUUUGCUGAGAUGUAAGAUGUCGCUUCUUUGCACCUCAAUGAAAGGUUUUGUUUUUUUCCCAGCAUACAACACUCGUACUGAUGCUUUUGCAAGUUUGAGUCACUAACUAAGAAUCACACACCGAUUACAUCACUGUUUGUUAAUUUCAAAAACCUCCACCUGGUUUUAGAGUCUCUUCCUCUCAGGCUGCCGCUCUGAAAAACAACUUCCUAAAACUUGUCGACAGGAAGUCCAUCACAAUCCAGCCCCCUUUCAUAUUGGAUUAAAAAAAAGUAUUUUUAUACAAGAAAAAGCAGGACAAACUUUCAUCCAUCCCCCCUCUCAACAAAAUCUAUUUUUUAACAAGUGGCUCAAACUUGGAUGUAGAAACUGCAAGUUUGACACUUUUCAGAAACACAACCUGCAGUAAUUUGAGACAGGAUGAUCACAUCUUUGUGCUCAUGUUUACUCUUCAUUUCUUCAGUUAAAUCUGCAGAUGUAGAUACACGUACCAGCAGUGAUAGUGGUGACUUUAAGACGACACGUUGCUUCCGUUUGACUGCAAUCAAGUGUUUAUUUUAGACCUUUAUUGGGUUGAUUCCUGCUACCUUUGUGUUUUGCCUGUUUUAUUUUGAUUGUGCCAUUUGGAUCAUUGUGCCUGGAAACAGAUAUCUGAAUGUUUUGGAUUCUUAACUUGUCUAUAUUGUACCUGAACAGAUGUUCACUUUAGCACACAGGACUUCUUUUGUUUGGUCAUUUCACUAAGUUUGACCAAGUCAGAGCAACUUCCCUAAAUAAGAAACUUACAACCAAUUCUUUAUUAUCUGGUUGAAAAAAAAGUUGACUUACUGUGUGCUGAAGUGUUAGCCUGUGCCGAGCUGCUGCUGCUGCUGGAUCAUAACUCUGUUGUGAGUUUUGAGCUCUGGUGAACUUUGCUGCCUGAUGUUUCCGAUCACUUCAGUCCAAGUUUCAGCUCUCAGAAUGUUUUUUAAUGACCGCUUCAUGCUUACAUUGUUUUUAUUAUUCAGUGCAAUCCGGUCCAAUGCGAUGGUCUUCACGUCUUGAAUCAUGGUCAUUGAAUAUUUCUCUGCAGCAUUUUACCCACCAGGGGUGGAAGCCCAGUCCCAAGGUGUGGUUUAUUUUGUGUGUGUAAAAAUAAAUUCCCAGGGUCGACUCUGGGUCACAAGUCAACUCAGAAUGAAAAAAACACUUGGUUAUCUGAAGGCCACUUACAUUUACCACUCUUCAGAUGCAUCAAAUAUUUUACUGCAGGUUAUUUUUUUAUUAGCCAAACAGUUAGUCCAUACUAAAUCUUCAUUAAAUGAAGUAGCAGAAGGAUUCUCCGCAUCAUACAUAUUGAAACAAAAACAUCUAGCUACCCUGCUGGGAUGAAAUGAAAACUGUAUCAACUGAAUGAACGUUUGAAUAAAAAUUGGUUUGAGAAAA